This is a messenger RNA of Sphaeroforma arctica JP610, 328 nucleotides long. RefSeq lists its product as hypothetical. Gene Ontology annotation, biological process: protein phosphorylation; intracellular signal transduction. The record is from RefSeq and is a predicted model, not a curated record. The transcript has 2 exons. NCBI's taxonomy places the organism in Eukaryota, Ichthyosporea, Ichthyophonida. Gene Ontology annotation, cellular component: cytoplasm. Gene Ontology annotation, molecular function: ATP binding; protein serine/threonine kinase activity. The annotation marks the transcript as partial.
AUAUGAAGUGAUCACAACACCCUCUAGCAUUUACAUGGUCAUGGAGUACGUGGCUGGCGGUGAAUUGUUCGAGUACAUUGUUAAGCACGGGAAACUGUCAGAGGAUGCAGCCCGCACAUUCUUUCAGCAGAUCAUCUCCGGUGUGGAGUAUUGUCACCGACACAAGGUGGUGCAUCGAGAUCUGAAGCCCGAGAAUCUUCUUCUCGACACCAACAACAACGUCAAAAUCGCUGACUUCGGUCUGUCGAAUAUCAUGACGGAUGGAGAUUUCCUCAAGACGUCCUGCGGAUCGCCAAACUACGCUGCACCCGAGGUACUGCUGCGGUAG